Molecule: messenger RNA, 2156 nt
Organism: Rhineura floridana
Lineage: Eukaryota; Metazoa; Chordata; Lepidosauria; Squamata; Rhineuridae
Gene: NPTN
Product: neuroplastin
Exons: 8
Coding region: 281-1135 (284 amino acids)
Biological process (GO): homophilic cell-cell adhesion
Cellular component (GO): plasma membrane
Source: RefSeq, a predicted model, not a curated record
AUAUUCCCUUCCUCGCGCGAGAAGUGGGGUUCCACCUCUCGCGAGGCUUCGGCGCUGCGGUAGAAGGAGCUGCUCCGCCACUUUGAGGGGGGGGGAAAGGGAGGGAGAGAGAAAAGGCGACGGGAAGGACGGAGGAGUCGGAAUCUCGCUCAGCAGCGGCGGACGACGACGACCACCACCAUCUCCACCUCGUGCUCCCACGUCCGCUUCUCUCUCUCCCCCCCCCUCUCCUUCCCUCCUCUUCCUUGCCCCUUCCUCCUCAGGCGACUUGCCGACAGGGAUGCUACUGCGGAGCUCCGGGCCGCUUCCCGCGGCUCUGUCCCUCCUCCUCGCUGCGGCGGGGAGCCUGUUUCCGACGCCGGCCGACGCGCAGAACGAGCCCAGGAUCAAUGCCAGUGCUGAAGUGUUAAUCAUUCCAUCAUCUACACCUCCCAUCACGCUACAGUGCAACCUCACAACAAGUCCCAGUCCCCUCACUGACAGCUAUUGGGUGAAAAAUGGUGAAGAGAUUUCGAGUACUAGAAAGAACACAGAUACUACAGAGUACAAAAUUCCAAAGCCCAGAGCAGACGAUUCAGGGGAAUAUGUGUGUGUGUUCGUAUUUUCUGGUUCUCCUAUAGCAAAUGCCUCUAUAGAAGUGAAAGCUGCUCCUGAUAUUACUGGGCACAAACGAAGCGAGAACAAGAAUGAAGGGCAGGAUGCACUGAUAUAUUGCAAGUCUGUAGGCUUCCCAUACCCUGAAUGGACUUGGUAUAAGAAGAUCAAUGGAUUUUCUGAGCCAAUCAAGAAUUCUACUGGCCGCUUCUUCAUUACCAAUAAAGAGAACUACACUGAAUUGAUCAUUGUGAACCUCCAGAUCAAUGAGGAUCCUGGCGAGUAUGUAUGCAACGCAACCAACUCGGUUGACUCCAGGAUUGAAGUCACCAUCCUGCGUGUUCGCAGCCACCUGGCUCCUCUGUGGCCCUUCCUGGGGAUUCUGGCAGAGUUAAUCAUUCUUGUUGUUAUCAUUGUGAUUUAUGAGAAGAGGAAGCGGCCAGAUGAGGUCCCUGAUGAUGAUGAACCAGCUGGGCCAAUGAAAACCAACUCUACAAACAAUCACAAAGACAAAAAUCUACGCCAGAGAAACACAAAUUAAAAUAAUGCUUAUAGCUUUAAGUUUGGGAAACGGAUGGAAAUAUCAUCUGCUAAAUUGAAUAAUUGGAAUGGUUGGUUUUCAAACUCCAGCCCUAUCUCUGAUGUUUUUCUUUUUAAGUGAGCAACAGUGACUGUCUAAAGCAUGCCUUAUUUAGCGUCUCUUCUAGAGAUGACUAGCUGAUAUAUAUAAUAAUGCUUCACUAUAGAGGGUGUAAACUAUUUUGCCUUUAUGUGCUGUGAAUGUUGCUUUUUUUCUUUGAGAAUAUUAAGUAUUACAAGUAAAAAGUCCGAUCAUGCAUGCAGCAUUUUUUACUUAAUGUAGCUGUUCAAAUUAACAAAGCUCUAAGAUGCACUGCUGCCAUCUAGUGAAAACUUUUGUAAAAGUACAGCAAAACCUAAAAUAUAUACAGUAUAUAUUUAUAUUUUUGGGAGGGGAAACCAAACUACAGUAAAUGUUUGAGUUUUAAGCUGCUGAAUUCAUUCCUUAUAUUGUAUGUCUGAGAGAUGAGAGAAUUAUGUCCAGUAUUUAAAAGAAGUUACAUAAACUGAAAAUUAUUCUAAGGGCUUAAUCUAUAAUGAGAAACUUGGAUAUCUUAUCAAAGAUUACAAGAGAUGGAAUAGUCCGAUAAGUGGUGAUGAACUGCAGUAAAAAAAAUUUGUUUAUAAAUAUUAUGAUUACUUUUUAAGUGAUUUUUUGUUAAAUCAUGUAAAUUUCUCAUCCUUUUGCACUGAUGUGUUCACAUUCUUGUACUUUCAAUUCAGGCAGAAUUUUAUAACUUUUGUUUCAGUGUUAAUGUUAGAGCAUGGUGAUAAUGCUAUGCAACUGAUUUGUUUCAGUUUGACACUAAAUUUUCAUGUUGAUUUAAAGAUUGAUUAUAGAGUCACAGACAUAACAGGGUUCUUAGACUGUGGCAUACCUGUAGAUGCAUGAAUUUGUGAUGUGUGUACUUGUUGAAGUGCAAUCAUGUGUAUAAAAAGUGGAUUCACCUGUUUUUAAAAAUAAAACACUGAUAAAAGCCUGA